AAGGCAUAGGGAAGUGAACUAAUUUGUCCUUUUCCCCUUCCCUUCUCUCCCUCUCUCUCUCUCUCUCUGGUUCUCAGGUUCCCUUUUCUCAUCGCUUCGAAUCCCAAUUUGCAAAAACCAUGCUUUGCGUGGGGUACUACUCUGCCCUCCAUUUUGUCUUUUUCAGUCAACGAGACUCACAAACUCGAGAACCCCGAGAAGGGGGUGAAGAGAGUGGGAAGUGAGAAAUUGACAACUGAAACCCGGAAACUCUUUCCUUUUUUUCUUCUCUUUCUCUUGAAAAUGGCGAUAGCUUUGCAUUCUUUAGCUGGGCUUUGAGGGUUUUACUUUGCUCUGAGCUCCAAAAGGAUGGAAGCAGAGGAUUAUAGGAAGAAAGAGAAACUCGGGGUAGUGGUCAUCGUUGUCCUCGCAGCUUUAUCGGUGAUCUCAUUGUUGUUUGCUUUCAGCUACUACUGCUAUGUCCGAAACAAAGUCUCCAAACGCUUAAAGUUGAAGACCCAGAUGAGAGGAAGUGAUGAGGAAAAAAGAGAUGGCGGGGCUGAAGUGACAGUUGCGACUGAGAAUGGGCUUCAACUGUUUACCUUCAAGCAGCUUCAUUCGGCGACUGGUGGUUUCAGUAAGUCGAAUGUCAUUGGCCAUGGAGGGUUUGGGUCUGUCUACAGAGGGGUGCUUUCAGAUGGGAGGAAGGUUGCGGUUAAGUUGAUGGAUCAAGCUGGAAAACAGGGAGAAGAAGAGUUCAAAAUGGAGGUGGAGUUGCUAGGUCGUCUUCGUUCUCCGUAUUUGUUGGGUUUGCUUGGGUAUGGUUCAGAUAAUAGCCAUAAGUUGCUGGUUUAUGAGUUUAUGUCCAAUGGAGGUCUGCAGGAGCACCUAUAUCCCAGCGGUGGUUCCAGCACAGGUAUGACAAAGUUGGACUGGGACACCCGGUUGAGAAUUGGUCUGGAAGCUGCAAAAGGGCUGGAAUACCUCCAUGAACAUGUUAGCCCCCCUGUGAUCCACAGAGAUUUUAAGAGCAGCAACAUCCUCUUGGACAAGAACUUCCAUGCCAAAGUUUCUGAUUUUGGGUUGGCCAAGCUUGGAUCUGAAAAGGCUGGUGGGCACGUUUCAACCCGUGUAUUGGGCACCCAGGGAUAUGUGGCCCCCGAGUAUGCAUUAACUGGGCAUUUGACAACAAAAUCAGAUGUUUACAGUUAUGGGGUUGUGCUCUUGGAAUUGCUUACAGGCAGAGUGCCAGUAGACAUGAAGAGGGCUCCUGGGGAAGGUGUUCUUGUCUCUUGGGCUCUGCCCCGGCUUACAGAUAGAGAGAAGGUUGAGCAGAUUAUGGACCCAGCCCUGGAAGGUCAGUACUCUAUGAAGGAGGUCAUUCAGGUGGCUGCCAUUGCUGCCAUGUGCGUCCAGCCUGAAGCAGAUUAUAGGCCUCUGAUGGCAGAUGUGGUGCAGUCAUUGGUACCUCUCGUGAAGCAUCAUAAGUCAGCUGCAAAAAUUGGCAGCUGCUCUAGUUUCCAUGCGAUUAAAUCUCCGACUACCACCAGUGAAUUUGGUAAAGCCAGUGCUUGAGAAUAACCUAACCUAGCAAUAUUCACAGGCAUCCUGCUGAUACAUAGGGGGCUUUGUAAUCAUUAGAUCUUUGAUCUAAGAUUCAAAGUUGUUCUUUCCCAAGUUUUAGAUAUUGGGUUUGAUCUAUUUAACUAUGCCAUGUAAUUUUGGAGAUUUCAGGCAAACUAGUUCUGCUGCUGAGACUGGUGAGAUGAGACAUUGAGAGUGGGAGAUUGAAUGCUUAGGUAUGGUUUCUGUUUCUA
Macadamia integrifolia is the source of this 1796-nucleotide messenger RNA. Its product is annotated as probable serine/threonine-protein kinase PBL7. The transcript is spliced from 6 exons. Gene Ontology annotation, biological process: protein phosphorylation. Gene Ontology annotation, molecular function: ATP binding; protein kinase activity. The record is from RefSeq and is a predicted model, not a curated record. Bases 349 to 1554 code for a protein of 401 amino acids. Lineage: Eukaryota; Viridiplantae; Streptophyta; Magnoliopsida; Proteales; Proteaceae.